AUGGUGAAGAAAGUAUCGUCCGCGCACAAGCUCGGGCCGUUACAGCGGAAUAUGGACAAAAAAGUGUCGAAGUUGGUUUUGCAGCUGCUAGAUGAAAGAACACAAGAGAUGAAAGCAAAAGGGCAGACAAUCGGCCCAUUCAGCGUCGCUUUGGUGCGAAACUUGAGCGAGGUAGAGAUAGUGAAGUAUGCACAGAGUCAGGACAGGUCGUUUGGCCGAGUCAAGGAGGAGAAUAUACGCAAAUCGGUGCAAAGAACGUUGAAACCGUUAUUGCAGGAGGAGGAGGAAGAGAUCAAGAAUCUUGGAAUAAACCCGGACACACUUUUGCAUUCGGAGGAUGUGGAUGAUAACAACGAGCCGUUGAUGGAGGUGCAGGACCUAAACAAGGCGAACAAGAGCAUAGUGGAGAUGUGGAAGGAAGGUGCGAAGGAAGGGAGUGAAAAAUUGAAGAGUGACAGAGAUACAGACAGCGAAACAAGGGCAAACUCCACUCGGAGCACUGGGAACGGCAGAGUGGGGGAUGCAGAAGUCAGCGAUGAUGAUAAAAGAGGAAAGAAGCGGGUGAAGCACGGCGGUGCAGGCGGUGCAGGCGGAGAAACCAAGAGAAAGAGAGUUUCGAAGAAAGAUCGGUCUCCGCCGAAUAUAAGGCUAAGUUCGCUGGGAGGGCUUGAUGACGUGAUCACAGAGCUCAUGGAGACGGUUGGAAUGCCGAUAUUGCACCCGGAGAUAUACAGUGCGACCGGGAUUGAGCCUCCGAGAGGGGUUCUGCUUCACGGACCGCCGGGAUGUGGAAAAACGACAAUUGCGAAUGCCUUGGCAGGCGAACUUCAAGUCCCGUUCAUCCCGGUUAGUGCACCGUCGGUUGUUAGCGGUAUGUCCGGGGAGAGCGAGAAGAAAGUGCGGGAAAUCUUUGCUGAGGCAAAGAGAAUUGCCCCGUGUCUCGUUUUCAUAGAUGAAAUAGACGCAAUCACGCCGAAAAGGGACGGUGGGGCGCAGCGGGAGAUGGAGAAACGGAUUGUGGCGCAGCUGUUGACCUGCCUUGACGAUCUCAGUUUGGAAAAAACAGGCGGCAGGCCCGUGAUCGUGAUCGGAGCAACAAACAGGCCGGACUCACUUGACACAGCCUUGAGACGUGCAGGCCGGUUUGACCGCGAGAUAUGCAUCAGUGUGCCCGAUGAGGAGGCCCGCGCGCGCAUAUUGGAGUCGAUGACGCACGGCUUGAAGAUAAGCGGCAGUCUUGGCACGGCGGAGAUUGCAAAGCUAACCCCCGGCUUUGUUGGUGCCGAUUUGAAGGCACUAGUGACUGCUGCCGGUGUGGCGGCGAUCAAGCGGAUAUUUUCGAUAUUUGCGGGUGCCAAAGUGCCCAUUGGCAACGAUGCAGAUGAUGCAGAUGCAGAUGCAAUAGGUAAUAUGCUUAUCAGUAAUGCCGAUGCAGAUGCAAUGGGUAACAUGCCCAGCACCAAUGCGGAUGGAAAUGCAAUUGGUAACAUGCUUAUCAGCAAUGCAGAUGAGGAUGCAAUGGAUGUGGAUGCAGGCGAAAAUCACUUAACUCCCCAUUCUCAAGUGGACCCGCGUGUCAGCCGGCUUCCACACUCGGUAAUCCAGAAGUUUCUAGAAACCCACCCCCAGCCGUUGACGGAGCAGGAGUUGGCUCCAUUGUGCAUCACAAAGGCUGAUUUCUUGAGUGCGUUGCCGACGAUCCAGCCCACAGCCAAAAGAGAAGGCUUUGCGACGAUUCCAGACGUCACAUGGGACCAUGUUGGAGCUUUGAGGAGCGUGCGAGUGGAGCUUCACAUGGCGAUUGUUCAGCCCAUCAAGCGGCCGGAUCUAUACCGGAAAGUAGGCAUCACAGCACCCGGAGGAGUGCUCAUGUGGGGUCCGCCGGGCUGUGGUAAGACGUUGCUAGCCAAAGCGGUUGCAAACGAGUCGAAGGCCAACUUCAUCUCGGUCAAGGGUCCCGAGUUGUUGAAUAAGUUUGUGGGUGAGUCCGAGCGCGCCGUCAGGAAAGUCUUUUCGAGAGCAAGAGCGUCUGUUCCAUGCAUCAUCUUCUUCGAUGAGUUGGAUGCACUCGUUCCGCGGCGAGAUUCCGCACUCAGUGAGGCCAGCAGCCGAGUUGUCAACACGCUUUUGACCGAGCUUGAUGGUCUCAACGAUAGACACGGCAUCUUUGUCAUUGGUGCCACCAACAGGCCCGAUAUGAUAGAUCCGGCCAUGCUCCGUCCUGGCCGGCUUGACAAGACUUUGUACGUGCAACUUCCGUCUCCUGACGAGAGAUUCGAGAUUUUGAAGACCAUCGUUAGGGCCAACCACACUCCCGUUGCCCCGUCUGUCGAUCUUUCGGCCAUUUCGCGCGACCACCGCUGCAAGAACUUCUCGGGAGCAGACAUCUCGUCACUCGUCAAGGAGGCCAGUGUGCGAUCGUUGAAGCGGGUGUUUUUCAAGGAGAUAGGCCAGGGGAUCGAGACCGUUAGCGAUUCCAUCCCUGCAGACGGCAUAGUUGUGUCUCGGGAUGAUUUCGAGAGUGCUUUAAGUGCUGUCAAGCCGUCUGUCAGUGAUCGCGACAGACUGAGGUACGAGAGGCUCAAUAGACAGUGGAGCAAGGCCUCCAUACAGAAGGAGGCUGAUGAGAAGCCUGCCGAGGCUUGA
Brettanomyces bruxellensis is the source of this 2646-nucleotide messenger RNA. RefSeq lists its product as uncharacterized. Gene Ontology annotation, molecular function: RNA binding; ATP hydrolysis activity; ATP binding. Gene Ontology annotation, cellular component: nucleus. Lineage: Eukaryota; Fungi; Ascomycota; Pichiomycetes; Pichiales; Pichiaceae. Gene Ontology annotation, biological process: ribosome biogenesis. The record is from RefSeq and is a predicted model, not a curated record. The transcript has a single exon. Bases 1 to 2646 code for a protein of 881 amino acids.